AUGGACAGGUCCUGGCAGCGGCAAUGGGAUGCCUCCAGGCGGCAGGACAACAUUCACAAAAUAUUGGGGGUGUUGAAGCAGAGCAACCUUGCCAAUGGGAGCGACUCUAUGCAAUCCCUUACAGAGAUGGCGACCAAGUUUGAGGAGGCGGUGUUCCAAUCUGCGGAGAGCUCCGACAAGUACCUCCAAAAGAUUGCCACCAAGCUGGCCAAGGUCUCGGCCAAAAUGAGCGUGCCGGGGGCCCAGCAACAGAUGGGUCAGAACCCCCCCCUGCACAUUCCCCCCGGUCACAUGCCUGUGAGCCAGCUUGGGGGGGGCGCGCAGAUGCUCAACCAACAGAACGGGCAGCCUGGCCUCCGUAGCGGCUCACCGUCUCUUUACAGCGGCUCCCCUGGUCUUCCCGUGGGCUACUCCAGGGGGUUCAGCGCGCAGCCAAACCAGGGGGGAGCGGCAAGCACGCUCCCGAUGGGACCCGCCGGGGGGGUCCCCAUCACUGCGCUCGGCAUGGGGGGUGCACCCCCCGGGAGCUUUGGUCUGAACCCCGAGCAGAGUCGGCAGGAGAACUACAAUGCGUACCAACAGAGUGUGAACAGGCAGCAGUCCCAACGGCAGCAGCUCCCCCCCCAGCAAGUGCCAGCGAACAUGACCCCCCAGCAGACGCAGGCCUGGAUGGAGAUGCGCAACCGGGAGCUGAUGCAGCGGGCGACCCAGGGGGGGCAGCAGAAGGCAAACCAGCAGUUCCAGCAGCAGUUUGCGCUCCAGGGGGGCGGAAACCCCCAGAUGCUGACCCCCCAGCAGCAGCAGCAGCAGCACCAGUUGUACUUGCAGCAGCAGCAAUUGCAGCAUUUGAAGCGGCAGCAGCAGAAUCAGAUGCAGCAGGGAGGGCAAGUGCCGGUGCAGGGCAACCAGGCAAGGCCGGGGGUUCCGGCGGCAGCGGCGCCAGGCAUGGAUGUGGAGCAGCUUUGGCAGAGCCUGCAGCAACUGAAGGCCAAGUAUCUGGAGCCUCUGACUAAAGUCCGUGGGGAGCUAAACGCCCAACUGGCGGCAAUCACCGGGCAAGGCAAAGUCGAGCAGGAGAGGAGCCUGAAGAAGCUCGAGGCGUUUGCCGACCGGAUCAUCAUGGCGCUCAAGGCAGCGGAUCGAAAUCAAGCAGUUGCGAUGCAGCGCAACUUUCCCAAGGGGCUUGGCCAUUUUGAGCAGCAGAUGAUGCAGUUGCUCAACACGUGGCAGCAGAUGAAGUCGAGGGUGCCGGUGGUGGACCCCGCCAAAAAGGCUCAGCAGGAGCGCGACGCGCUCGUCCAGGCGCAGGCGGCGGCUCUCCAAGAGCGCCAGAAGAAGGAGCAGGAGAUUCUGCGCAUCCGGCAGCAGCAGCAGCAAGAACAGCUGCUGAAGCAACAGGCGCAGCAGCAGGCGCAGGCCCAGCAGCGAGCCCAGCAGGCGGCGCUCAAGCAGGCGCAGCAGGCUGCCGCACAGCAGCCACUGCCGCAGCAGCAGGGCAACGUGGCGGCGGCCAAAGCGGCCCAGUCAAAGCUCUUGGACCAAGUGUUGAGCGCCUUCGCUGUGCGAGCGAACAUGAGCGUGGCGGAUCUUCUGGCAAAGGUCCAACAGAGCAAGGAGCUGAAGGAGCGGGUCAGCUUCGAGGUUAAGAAGCUCCAGGCACGCAUGGCGCAGCAAGCAAGCGCUGGAUCACUGCCUCCCCCUACCCCCCCACAGCCGUCCGCCCCUGCUCCCCCCGUCAAGUUCGACAACUUCUCCCCCUCGCCGAUGCCAGCCCAGACUCCCCCC
Molecule: messenger RNA, 1785 nt
Organism: Klebsormidium nitens
Lineage: Eukaryota; Viridiplantae; Streptophyta; Klebsormidiophyceae; Klebsormidiales; Klebsormidiaceae
Source: the annotation of a GenBank genome assembly